AUGUUGAAUACAACUAAAAAGGAGUCUCAAAGUAUGAAUGAUUAUGUGUUACGUAUGAAAGAAUUUGCAGAUAAACUUAAUGCUAGUGGUGUACACAUAGAAGAUGAAGAAUUGUUAAUGUACAUUCUAGAUGGAUUGGGAUCUGAAUACGAUGUUGUAAUAGCAAACCUUACUUCAACUGUGAGUCAAAUUACCUUUCAGGAAGCUCCAUUCCUGUUACAUAAACAUGAAUUGAGGUUAGAAAGACAAAACAGUGCAUUAUUAACUUUUCAUGAGCAAAUGUCGUCUGCAUUAAUGGUAGCUAAGACAAACACUUCUGAAGGAACUGCAUCUUUGUCACGUGUGUCAUCUGGAAUACCAUCACAGCAAGGUCCACCACUAGCGCAUUUUCAAGGAUCUAGUAGAAGAGGCUACUCUAAGACACGGUUGAUGUGCCAAGUUUGCGGAAAGCCAGAUCAUUCAGCUCUUCAUUGUUAUCAUAGAUUCGAUCAAGACUAUCAAGGUUUUCCAAAUGCAAGUUAUGGAAAUCCAGGGCACCAAUCCUAUGUCAAUUAUACUGGAGCAAAUCAACAAGUUUUGCCCAUUAUUCAACAUACUUAUUCAACCUCUGCAAAUGAAACUCCUCAAGCCAUGUAUGCUGGAACUAUUAUACCAGUUCAGUACUACAAUAAUCAUGUUGGACAGUUUCAUGAUUACUCAGCUAUUGGAGCUCCAGCAAUGCAUCAACUUGAUCCUAGUCCAGCCUUUACCAUGCAAGCUUCCCAUCAAUUUUCACAAAGCCCUUCUGGUUCUUCCACCAAACCAGAUACUAUCUUGCCCACAGGACAUGCUGAUCACACACUUGCUACACCACAAAUAGUGAAGGAUCAUUCUUGGUACAUGGACUCAGGAGCUUCCAACCAUAUGACUGCAGACACAAAUACAAUGCUGAUGACAUUAGGAUACUCAAGGGGUUCUAAGGUGCAAGUUGGGAAUGGUAAGUCCUUGCCAAUAACUCACACAAGUAUGGUAAUGCUGCCUUCCUCUGAUUGUCAUAAGAUUUUACAUCUCAAGAAUAUUCUUUGUGCGCCUAAGAUUGCAAAAAAAUUGUUAAGCAUUUCUCAAAUCACAAAAGAUAAUAAUGUGAGUGUUGAAUUCUAUUAUGACCAUUGUUUGGUAAAGGAUAGAGGCAGCAAAGCUAUACUACUGCAAGGGACUGUCAAGCAUGGUCUUUAUCAGCUGGAUAUUCCAUUCACUGCUGCUUCUUCUGUAGUUGCUUCUGUUAAUUCUACUACUGCUUCAAAUAAGUCUGCAUCACUUCAUUCACCACCAGUGAUCUCUUCAAGUUCAUAUAGAAUGUCUAAUAAGUUGUUAGCUGAUUCACAAUGCUUGAACAGUAUUGUUGACAAUAGUCUUUCUGUUUGUAAAACAACAUCUACACUGUCAAGUACAUUCUCUCUUUGGCAUGCUAGAUUAGGACACCUUAGUACCAAAGCACUUCAUUAUGUACUAACUAAGCUGAAUGUGAAAUUUGUUGCUGAUGUUAAUAAAAAUACUAUAUGUGAAGCUUGUGCCUAUGGAAAAUUGUCGCAAUGUAGUUUUCCCUCUUCUAAUUCAAGAGCACAUGCCCCUUUAGACUUGGUGUACUCUGAUUUGUAG
Molecule: messenger RNA, 1638 nt
Organism: Pistacia vera
Lineage: Eukaryota; Viridiplantae; Streptophyta; Magnoliopsida; Sapindales; Anacardiaceae
Exons: 2
Coding region: 1-1638 (545 amino acids)
Source: RefSeq, a predicted model, not a curated record